AUGCCUAAUUUUUGGAGUUGUAUUUCUCCGAAAAGUGAUGAAGAAAAAAAACGUAAGCAAAUUAAUGCAAAAUUAAAACAAGAUGAAAAAGUUGAUAAAGCUACUCAUCGAUUACUUCUCUUGGGCGCAGGUGAAUCAGGAAAAUCAACAGUUGUUAAACAAAUGAAAAUUUUACAUAAUCCAUUCACUCAACAAGAAAGAGUCGAUAAAAUUCCUGAUAUUAAACGUAACAUACGUGAUUCAUUAACCAGAUGA
This is a messenger RNA of Rotaria sp. Silwood1, 255 nucleotides long. The record is from the annotation of a GenBank genome assembly. NCBI's taxonomy places the organism in Eukaryota, Metazoa, Rotifera, Eurotatoria, Philodinida, Philodinidae.